CUCCCUCCGUCCCUCCCUCCGUCCCUCCCGCAGCAGCGGGCAUGGUGUGCUGCAGAGCCGCGGGUCAGGCGCCCGCAGCCUCCGCCGCUUCUCCUCCACCCUGAGAUCCCCGGGGGAAUAAAAAAAAAGGGAGGAGAAAAGGUUUUUCCGCAGCUCCCGGGCACAGCGGCGUUGGAGCAGCUCCCGGGAUCAAGCAGGGAUCAGGCCAGGGCGUGAUGGAGCUGCGGCGCGGGAGGAGGAUGCCGAGGGACCAGCUCCCCGCUCGCCUCCUCCUCCUCCUGCUCCUCGCCGUGGCCUGGCUCUGGCUGCCGGCGGAGGGGCGGCGGCCUCCCCGGCCUCCCCCUUGCCCCCCGACCUGCUCCUGCACUCGGGACACGGCAUUUUGCGUGGACUCCAAGGCCGUGCCCAAAAACCUGCCCCCCGAGGUCAUCUCGCUGACCAUGGUGAACGCGGCCUUCACGGAGAUCCGGGAGGCGGCUUUCGCCCACAUCCCCUCCCUGCAGUUCCUCCUCCUCAACUCCAACAAGUUCACGCUGAUCGGGGACAACGCCUUCGCCGGGCUCUCGCACCUGCAGUACCUGUUCAUUGAGAACAACGACAUCCAGGCGCUUUCCAAAGCCACUUUCCGCGGGCUCAAGUCCCUGACACACCUGUCCUUGGCCAACAACAACCUGCAGACGCUGCCACGAGACCUCUUCAAGCCGCUGGACAUCCUGAGUGACCUGGACCUCCGUGGCAACACGCUGGCCUGUGACUGCAAGAUCAAGUGGCUGGUGGAGUGGCUGGAGAGCACCAACACCACGGUCCCCGCCGUCUUCUGCAGCAGCCCCGGGCAGUUCGAGGGACAGCGGAUCCGGGACCUGGCGCUCGGUGACUUCCAGUGCAUCACCACGGAUUUCGUGAUGCACCAGGUGCUGCCCUUCCAGGCGGUGUCGGCCGAGCCCUUCACCUACGCCAGUGACCUGUACGUGGCCCUGGCACAGCCCAGCGCCAGCAGCUGCUCCAUCCUCAAGUGGGACUACGUGGAGCGCAAACUCCGCGACUUCGACCGCAUCCCCGCUCACUCGGCGGUGCACUGCAAGCCCAUCGUGGCGCAGGAGCAGCUCUACGUGGUGGUGGCGCAGCUCUUUGGUGGCUCCUACAUCUACCGCUGGGACACGGCCGUGGACAAGUUCAUCAAGAUCCAGGACAUCGACAGCCAGAAGAUCCGCAAGCCCAACGACAUCGAGGCCUUCCAGAUCGAGGGCGACUGGUACUUCGUCAUCGCCGACAGCUCCAAGGCGGGCUCCACCAGCCUCUACCGCCUCAACCAGAACGGCUUCUACUCCCACCAAGCCCUCCACGCCUGGCACCGCGACACCGACGUGGAAUACGUGGAGAACGACGGCAAACCCCGGCUGAUCAUCUCCAGCAGCUCCCAGGCCCCCGUCAUCUACCAGUGGAGCCGGGCGCAGAAGCAAUUCGUGCCGCAGGGCGAGGUGGGCGAGAUGCUGGACGUGCAGAUGGUCAAGCACUUCAGGGCCAAGCGGGAGCAGUUCCUCUGCCUCAGCCGCUACAUCGGCGACUCCAAGGUGGUGCGCUGGGAGGGGCAGCGCUUCGUGGAGGUGCAGACGCUGCCGUCCCGCGGCUCCAUGGUGAUGCAGCCCUUCGCCGUGGGCCAGCGGCAGUACCUGGCGCUGGGCAGCGACUUCUCCUUCACCCACGUGUACCUGUGGGAAGAGGAGAAGCAGAAGUUCGCCAAGUUCCAGGAGCUGUCGGUGCAGGCGCCGCGGGCGUUCCGGGCGGUGCCGGCGGCCGACGUGCAGCUGCUGCUGGCGCCCAGCUUCAAGGCCAACACGCUGGUGUACCGGCACGUGGUGGUGGACCUCAGCCUGUAGCUGGCACCCGGAGAGCCACCGGACAUGCAUGUGCCCGCCACCCCUUGCCCCACCCCCUGUGCCAGCCCUCCACCUUCACCCAGCCCCACGGUGCCUCAGUUUCCCCACGGUGCUCCCGGUUUCACCCUGUGGGAUGCGGGGAG
Molecule: messenger RNA, 2020 nt
Organism: Pyrgilauda ruficollis (rufous-necked snowfinch)
Lineage: Eukaryota; Metazoa; Chordata; Aves; Passeriformes; Passeridae
Gene: LGI3
Product: leucine rich repeat LGI family member 3
Exons: 8
Coding region: 216-1877 (553 amino acids)
Biological process (GO): regulation of exocytosis
Cellular component (GO): synaptic vesicle
Molecular function (GO): protein binding
Source: RefSeq, a predicted model, not a curated record